AUGAUAAAUCCAGAUCAACAUACUACUCUUGAAACAGUUUCAUUGACACUUAGAACAAUGAUUGAUACUCGAUUACAAUCUAUGAAUAUAAAAAAACAGACAAGUUAUUUGAUUCAUCGUGAAAUGGAUGUUUUACUCGAAUCUGUUCAUCAUGUUCAAAAAUUGGCUCUACAUCAUCAUCCAGCUUAUCAAACUCAAUUGAUAACCUUGACUAAUCAUGCUGAUAGAUUGGUCGAUGCAUUAAUGGCAUAUGAUGUUGGAGAUAUCGCAUGGCAAUUGGAUGGAUAUCAAAAUAUGAAAAGGGGUAAUCAAGAAGACUUUUCAUUUAGUAGCCAAUUUGAUACAAUGGGACGAAGACUUAAAAGGACAUUAUCACCCUUUCGAAAUCAAUCAUCCUAUUAUAAUAGCAGUAAAGAUCGACGGCAAUUCAAUGCUUGGCAUGGUUUCACCAACAAUGACAACUCUAAUUCAGGACGAACAAAUAAAUCUGGUCUCAAGAACCUUUUCAUUUCCAAAAAAUCUAGUAGAUCAAGUUUACGUGAUCUAUUCAAUUCUCAAAAGAAACGUGAUACCCCUGUUAUGAUUGGUCGUAAUAAUGGUUCUGAGACAUUACUGCCUGACAACUUGAAUGACUCCUUUUAUAAAAACUCCUCACAAAAUGAUUCUCACGAGAAAAGAGAAAUAAAAGGUCGACACUCCACUUCAGCGAUAUCUUCACCGCCAGCCAACAUGAUUCAGCGGGAAAAGUCGUCCCUCUUUUUACCCUUUGCAACCAGGACAGAUUCGCCUCCUCCUCCUUCCACUCCUUCCUCGUUUUCUCCUCCUCUUCCUCCUUCUUCGUUUCCUUGUCAACAUUACUAUGACGAUCCUUACUUUUUUAGCGAUACCACUACAACAGAAGAACAAGAAUCAGUUCCAACUUGUACAACAGCUUGCAGCAAACCGGCUACUAUCUGUUCAACAGACUCUUCUUAUUUUUCAGCAAAAUCAUCUUCUAUUCACUCUGUAUUGGAUCUUGCAUACUCUUCUGACAAUUCUUCUACUAUACAAGAACAACUACAUUCUGAUUUCGAAGAUGACCAACUGGAAGCUCUAGCACUAAUGAGUUUAGAUAAUAAUGAUCAUGUAGAAGACAACAAACCACCGCCUUCACCAAUCAUUACGACAACAGCAACUUCAAAGAUAACAACGAAUAAGAAGAAUAAGGCAAUACAACAAUUGUCAGGUCCUCCUCCUUUACAUCAACCCGGCCAGCCCAAAAAAUCGCGUGAAAAGGAUGGAUCCCUUCUAUAUCACGUAUUUGAUGCCUCGGGACGUAAAAUCAUGGUAUUACAGAUAUUCGCUGGGAAACCCCAAGUUGUAGCAGCAACCAAAGAACAACUCUUUUUGAAACUAGCAGAUGAAUCUCCUCAAGACUUUGAUUAUGUGGAUGCAUAUUUAUUGAAUUAUAAGAGUUUCUCUACUUCGAAAGAAUUCUUUGAUAAUAUUAUGGCACGCUUUCAUUUGGAACCUAGUCCUGGUAACGAGGAUUACUUUGACCAAUGGCAACGUCGAAUUCAAAUCAAGACACUGAACAUAUUAUUUCGCUGGAUCAAGUUACAGUAUUCCGAUUUUCUCCAAGAUGAAUCCUUACUUUUACAGCUUGAAGAUUUUUGUGAUAACGAUCUGCAUGAAGCGAACUUUGUGACCGAAUCAGCUAUGAUCAAGGAAACUCUGUAUACGCAGGCUUGUGCAAAUCGUAAUUCAAGCUUUAGUGAUGAACGUGGUCCUCAUUGUUCAGUCCAUGUACCAUCAGGUCAGAACCUUGCCGGAUCAUCCAUGACAAACUUAUUUUCGAAUGUGGGUGGAACAACUCCUCCUGGAUCACCUGUUAUUCUGGCUUAUCCUUCUCGUUAUCGACAACUUCAACAUACUACCAUCAGCCCAUUCUUAUCACUAGAUGCAAAGGAUAUUGCAAAAUAUUUGACCUUGGCUGAUCAUCACAUUAUGAAACAGAUCAAACCACACCAAUAUUUAGACAAACACUGGCGUGAUACUCAAUAUGACGAUUUAUCUUUUGCUACUUUGGAGGCCAGAGGCGAUUAUAUUGGUAUCUCCACCAAAAGGACAAAUAUGAUGAAUCAUUGGGUUAUUCAUGAAUUGACAUCAGCAAAAUCAUCCAAACAAAGACGAAUCAUAUUACGAAAACUGAUAGAAACUUCCAAGCUUUGUCUCGAAUGGAACAACUUUCAUACAUCCAUGGUAUUAACAAUGGGUCUUUUAUCGCAACCGGUUCAAAAGAUGGAAGAAACUUGGCAAUCUCUUCCUAGUCGGGAUCAAGCUACAUUCAAUACGUUAGAAAAGUUAAUGGAUGUUAGUCAUAACAUGGCUCAAUAUCGUCAGGCUUUGAAAGAAGGUCUACAUCCUGGUUUAUUCAACAACAAACGACGAAAUACAGCAGCUUCUAAUCAAACCGAUACAGGCGGACUUUCAUCAUCAUCAUCAUCAUCAAUAAAAGAUCAUCAUCUCUUUACUGGAUCUUCGCCUUUAUCAAUUGCCUCCAAUACCUCCUUACCAACUUUGUUAUUCUUUCCCAUGGUACUAAAGGAUUUGACUUUCUUGAUGGAUGGAAACCCGACUACUUAUGGCCAAUGUCAUCCUUCUAUUGAUGAAUCUGACAAAAAUGAAGACGACGAAGACAAACUGAUCAACUUUGCAAAAUUCUAUCGACUUGCUCAAUAUAUCACUAAAGUGGUUCAAUCGACCUCUGGAAAUUAUUGGUUUGCUGCUGAUUACUUCCCUUUCCUACCAAGACAUAACAUGGCUAUGGACUCUAUUUACAAUACUACUGCUUCUACUACUGCGGCUGGAAAUUGUAUCUCAUGCUCAUCUACUCGGACUUCUCUUUCGACCUCAUUUUCUUCUUCUUCCAUCGCAGGAAUUCCUGAUCAUCAGACUUCUUUUUCUCUCAUGUCUCCUUCACAAUCGUAUUAUUCAACCUCGUCCUUCUUUACUCAUCAACCACACCAAUAUUAUCAUCAUCCUAUUAAUGCUCAACAAUAUCAUUGUCCAUCACCACCACCGCCAUCCUCAUCUUCGUUAGAUUAUGCUGCUGAAAUCAUAGAAAAUCGUAUCCUUAGUGCAUCAUCUUAUUAUGAUGAACAUUCUCAUGUGAAUUCCCCGUUGAUAUCGUAG
Molecule: messenger RNA, 3174 nt
Organism: Halteromyces radiatus
Lineage: Eukaryota; Fungi; Mucoromycota; Mucoromycetes; Mucorales; Cunninghamellaceae
Product: ras guanine nucleotide exchange factor domain-containing protein
Exons: 11
Coding region: 1-3174 (1057 amino acids)
Biological process (GO): Ras protein signal transduction; positive regulation of GTPase activity
Cellular component (GO): plasma membrane
Molecular function (GO): guanyl-nucleotide exchange factor activity
Source: RefSeq, a predicted model, not a curated record